Messenger RNA from Pneumocystis jirovecii RU7, 2640 nucleotides. RefSeq lists its product as uncharacterized. Gene Ontology annotation, cellular component: Golgi medial cisterna; Golgi trans cisterna; membrane. The transcript has 13 exons. Lineage: Eukaryota; Fungi; Ascomycota; Pneumocystomycetes; Pneumocystales; Pneumocystaceae. The coding region runs from base 1 to 2640 and encodes 879 amino acids. The record is from RefSeq and is a predicted model, not a curated record.
AUGGGUGGCCAAGAAUCAAAGAUUCUUUUUCGCCGUGGAAUUUUUCGUCUUUUUGAAGAAAAUAAUAUUCCUGUAGAUGAUGAAUACUGGAAACAGUUUUGGGUCCUACCAGAAUCAGUAGAAGAUGUUUUUACACUUUUCUCUACGCAGGAUAUCUUACGUAUUCGAAAUCAUGCAGAAAAGAACCUUGAAACACUGGUUUAUGUUGUAGUAUCGAAACUUAUUUCUAUCAAAGACGAAAUAGGCCUUCCGGAAAGAAAGAAAGAAGCGUUAAAUUGUCUUCGUAUUAUUACGAGGAUUAUGCCUUUUAUUUAUGAAAAAGAAGAAACAAGGAUAUGGGAGAAUGAAACUUUUUGGAGUGUUAGAUUUAGAGAAAAGCUAUAUAAUCUGUAUAAAAAUGCAAAUUCUACGUCUGGAAAAUCCUCGCCUAGUAAUGAUGAUAUUAAUUUUAAAGCACAACUUAAAUAUACACAUAUUAUAAAAAAUGAUGAGUAUGAACACGCAAAAUAUGAAAACAAUUUGGACUAUGAAAUUCUGAAACCUCUUGCUGAAGAAUUUUUGGAUACACUUAAUGAUAUGCUUUUUUUUACAGGAUUUACGAUUCCGCCAGAAGAAGGAGCUUGUCAAAAAGUUUUGUAUUCUGUUUGGGAGCCUGGCAUCGGCUAUGCAUCAUCAGUAAAAAUGAUAACUGAGUUUGAAUCAAAUAAAAUCGAAGUAUUAAGAUGUAUUAUUUCCAUUGUUUCAAGAUCAAUGUACUUUUAUUCAUACAACCAAGAACCUAAUUUAUAUAUUAUUUAUCUUGUAACAAACCCAGAUAGGAAAGUUGUCCUUAACCUUUUAUGCUCUCUUAUAAAUACAGUUAUAAAUUAUAAUCCAGCAAAAUGGCAAAUAUUCUACAAUCAUAUGAUUUCGUUAAAUUAUAAACAACUACUUGUUUCGUAUUGUAUACAAUUUUUAUUGAUUCUUCUUGAUUAUCAAAUUCCUUCAUUUCCAUAUAUCGAAAAAGACCAAAAUAAUGAAAUUCCUAUAAAUAAAUAUUCUUUAUAUUUUGGAAAAUUGCAUCGUACUAAUGAUAUAGAAUUUCUCUUUAAUGGUAUAUAUAAAAUUUUGAACCAAUUCAUUGAAAUUAAUUCAUCUUACUUUCCUGAUAUUGCUAAAUCGGUAAAAUAUUCUCCUGAAAUAAUAAUGUUACUUUGGAAGGUUUUUCAAAUAAAUAAACAUUUUAGAAAUUAUUUAAUUAACAGUGAAAAUGUUAUGGACUAUUUAGUUUUGUUAUUGUGUUAUUCUUUAGAACAUAAAAGAGAAUCGUCACACAUUGGUCUAAUACGAAUUUGUCUUUUAAUUGUACAAUCAUUGUCUACAGAACCGAGUUUUUAUGAAAAGUUAAAUGUAACUUUUAAAAAUUACAAAAGUUUUCCUAUAAGUGUAAAAAUAACUUCUAUUAAAGGAACUUAUGUAGAUUUUAUUGUUAUUUCAAUUUAUAUGCUUAUUACAACAUGCAAAAGUGUUUUAGCUCCUUUAUAUCCUUCUAUGCUUUCAAUUUUAGUGAAUAUUGGACCUUAUAUUCAAAAUUUAUCAGUUCUUUCAUCUAUAAAACUGAUGCAAUUAUUUCAUUCUUUUUCUUCUUCUAGCUUUUUAUUAGCUAAUGAAAAUAAUCAUGUUUUAUUGCAAUAUUUAUUGGAACUAUUUAACGCAAUUGUUCAGAAUGAAAUGAAAAAAAAUCUUCAUUUCAUAUAUGCGAUAUUAAGAUCUUCAGAAAAAUUUGAAUUAUUAAAAGAUUUUACAUUAGAAAAGACUCUUAUAGAGAUUGAAAAAAAACGUGAAUUAAAAAGAAAUGAAUUAAAUAACAGCGAAAAAAGAGACAAAAUAAUUGAUAAUACAGAUUUAGAGAAAACACAAGUAUCUGAUACAUUUCUUCAAGCUAAUAAUUCUAGCUUCAGUAUUGACAAUAAUGAACUAGACAGUGAAGUAGAUUAUUUGGAAGAUAUUAACAUAUCUAAGAAUUCUUCAAAAGAUUCAUUUCAACCAUUAGUAGGAGCGUCUAAUUCUAAUUUUAAAUUUCCUGGAAUAAAUUACGUUGUUUCUGAAAAAGUUAGAGAAAAACUGCCUGAGCAUAUCAAUUUGCCUGUACAAUAUAAAAACAUAAAUGAAUCAUCUUUUAAUAUUCAUAAAUUUAAUAGUACACUAGAAACAGAUAAAAGUUUUCUACCAACAGAAAAUUGGGUAAAAUCAUGGCAUUCUUCUCUUAAACUUGAUGCAAUACUUGCUGUGUUAAAACAGUUGAAACCUAAAAUAGAUGAUAUAGCAUCUUCAGCACUCAGUCCUGAGAUUAUUUUAGAAACUUUAUCUUCAUUAGAUGUCGAACUUGAUACAAAAACUUCUAAACUUAAAUAUUUCAUUAAGAAUGAUCAAACUAUUAAUAAGAUUGAAGGGUUAUUAUGGGGACAUAUUUAUGUUUCUGAAACUAAAUUUCUAGCUGGUGCCAUUGGCAUAUGGACAGGUACAUCUAUCAAACUGUUCAAGAUUCAAGAAACAAAACAUUCUCCAUCUUUGUUAAACCCUAAAGGCGCAGUUGAUGCAGUAGCAAAAACUGUAAUCGAUAAAGUAGGAAAUUUGAAUCUUUAUACUAAAAAACAGUAA